GUUAAUCAAGCUGCAAGGUGUCUCCGGCGGAGAGUGACAGCCCCCAAAACGCCUCGCGGCCAAUGGGCGCGUUCACACGGCUGAGGAGCGGGGGGAGCUCGAGCCGGAGAGACACGAGUUCAUUUUUUUUCUCCUAUUUUAAAUGUUUUAAUUUGGGAUUAUUUUUACACCAACCCCCCCCAACCCGGCCCCCACCGCGGGGAAGGCUCUGUCCGAGGUGCUGAAGUCGGAGUGACUCCGGAGCUGUUCGAGGUCCUGAAAUAUCAUCCGGAGUGACUCCGGGCUCUGCUGGGAGCGAUGCUGAAGACGGAGCAGCCCUGGAUGUAACGCGCGGAGCAUCGGAGAGCCCUGCAGCAAUUGUUGCCCGGAUCCCACGCUGAACUUUGCUCUUUUUUUUUUUUUCCCUUUUAAAUUUUUUCCCCCCUCUUUUUACUUAUUUUAUUAUUAUUAUUAUUAUUAUUUCAUUUCGCUUUUUGUUAUUGUCGUCGCCGUUAUCGUUAAUUACCAUUACCAACCCGCUUCCGCCGCGCCCUCCCCCGCCAAUGUCUGUGUGAACGCCGGCACCUCGCGGGGGCCAUGGAGGGCUCCACCGGCUUCGGGAUCGACUCCAUCCUCUCGCACCGAGCCGGCAGCCCGGCCGUGCCCAAAGCGGACCCGCUGGUGGGAGACGGCCGCUCCCCGCUGGAGCUGAGCCCCCGCUCGGAGGGCAGCAGCGGGUGCCCCUCUCCGCGUUCCCCGGAGGCGGCGGUGAGACCGGGCCUGGACGCGCACCUGCAGCCGGGGCAGCUCUCGGCUCCAUCCCAGUCCCGAACCGUCACCUCCUCGUUCCUCAUCAGAGACAUCCUGGCCGACUGCAAACCCCUGGCCGCCUGCGCCCCUUACUCCAGCACCAAUGGACCUCACGGCGGGCAGGAGGCGGCGGGCAGGAUCCCCACCAAACCCGGCGAGGACUUUAGGGAGAAAAUGGAAAAAACCACCAGCAGCUCCUCCUCGGACUCCGAGUACAAAGUGAAAGAAGAAGGAGACCGGGAGAUCUCCAGUUCCCGGGACAGCCCCCCGGUGAGGCUGAAAAAGCCUCGCAAAGCCCGCACCGCCUUCACCGACCACCAGCUGGCCCAGCUGGAGCGCAGCUUCGAGAGGCAGAAAUACCUGAGCGUUCAGGACAGGAUGGAGUUGGCCGCCUCCCUCAACCUCACCGACACGCAGGUGAAAACGUGGUACCAGAACAGAAGGACCAAAUGGAAAAGGCAGACGGCGGUGGGCCUGGAGCUGCUGGCCGAGGCUGGCAACUACUCAGCCCUGCAGAGGAUGUUCCCCUCGCCCUACUUCUACCCGCAAAGUUUGGUCUCCAACCUGGACCCUGGCGCUGCCCUCUACCUGUACCGCGGACCCAGCGCUCCGCCCCCGGCCCUACAGAGACCUUUGGUGCCCCGCAUCCUCAUCCACGGACUGCAGGGCGGCAGCGAGCCCCCCCCACCCCUACCCCCGCUGCCGGGUGUUCUGCCCCGGGCCGCGCAGCCCCGGUGAGCCCCGGCCCCGAACCACGGGCGAGGGGGGGACCGGAGGGGGCCAGCCCAGCCCAGGGGCCACGAGAAAGCGACAGACUCCCGCUUACCCCCUAAAUAUAAAUAUAUAUAUAUAUAUAUAUAUAAACGAGAACACCCCCCCAACUCCACACACACACACACACACACAUACACACACCACCUUUUUUUUAAAUAUAUGAAGUACGAAAGAACAGAAAACAGAAAAAGCCGCUCCCUGCUCUCCCCCACCCCCCCGGCUCCAGGACUGCGGCCGCUUUACCCCGUUGUGCCCUCGGGGAUGGGGGGGGGCAGCGAUGUGGGUCCCUCCCCACCCCCCGCCCAAUCCGAGGCUGCACCGGGGGCACGGGGAGGGGCUGCUCGGGGUAUGGGGGGGUGAAAGGGGGGGGGCUUCGUUCAGAGCAAUUGCCCGGUCCGACCCCCCAGUACGGCCGGAAGGAUCGGGGAGAACCAGGGGGUACCGACCCCCCUCCCACUUUGGGACCUCCGGAACCUGACAAAAAAAAACCUAAUAAUGAUAAUAAAAGGGGGGAAAAAAAUAAGAAAAGAGGGGGGAAGGAAAAAGCGGCGAAUGUAAAUACGGUGCGCAAAAUGUAUAUGAAUUAUUUAUUUGUGAACCCUGAGGGCGUAUUUGUGUAAGUGAUGCUUUGUCCGUCUGUAUCCCGGGGCCGGCCCGGCCGGGUUUGGGGGGAGCUUUGGGGGCAGCUCCCGCUCCCGUCCCCCCUUUUUUAAAUGUGGAAAUAAACUUCUUUACACACGA
This is a messenger RNA of Coturnix japonica (Japanese quail), 2304 nucleotides long. The record is from RefSeq and is a predicted model, not a curated record. NCBI's taxonomy places the organism in Eukaryota, Metazoa, Chordata, Aves, Galliformes, Phasianidae.